CGGUCAUCUUCGGAGGAAAUCAUAAUUGACCAGUCAAUUCAAAAUAUAUCCCUUGAGAUAGAAAAUACGAGAGCCAGAACUCCACAUAUUGGGAUAUGUUCGAAUGACCAACAAUACGCUAGUCCCAUUCGAGUCUUCCGAGCCGUUUGGUUGUACGAGGUAUCUAAUCAGAUUUUUCGAUCGCCUUGCCCAACACCACCUACUCUCUCAGGGUCUCUUGGCCUCCUAAGAUGGCGACCAAGACAACGACCAAGCCGACGACCAAGUACACAAUUCCCCUCGUCUACUUAACGUCCUUCCUUUUCCUGUUUGGCGAAACGCUGCAGCCCGCGCCCCGCAUCGCAAUCUAUGAAUCCAUCGUGUGCCAGCAGCACUAUGCGUCUCCUGGCCCGCACGACUGCAAAAUCGCGCCCGUGCAAGAAGAACUCGCUUUCCUUGGGGGCAUCGAGCGCCUCUCUAUCAUCAUUCCGAGCAUCCUCGCGAUCCCAUUUGCGGCACUUGCGGACCGCUAUGGACAUUCUUUAAUCCUGGCUAUUGCCGUGUUCGGUGUGUUCCUCGAAGACGGGUGGCCGUUUCUGGUCUGCUGGUUCCCGGAGGUGUUUCCUAUUCGCUUGAUAUGGCUGCACUUUGUGUUCAGCUGCAUUGGCGGGGGGUUCACGGUUGUGGUGACUUUGUUGCAUGUCAUCAUCGCAGAUGUUGUGAGUGCGGAAGUCAGAACGACGAUGUUCUUCCGCGCAAGGGCAGCAGGAGUCGGCGCUAGCAUCUUGGGCUAUGCUGCCAGUGGGUUUCUGAUGAGGACAAGCGAGUUUUUGCCGUGGGCUGUUGGGCUUGUGAGCUUGAUACUCGGGACUGUUACUGCUACGUUGAUUCCGAGGACGACUGUUCAAAAGGACAACGAGUCUCACGGCGAUGGAGCUGUAGAGAGCUGGAGUAUGCGGUCUUCACUCGAAGCACUGAGAAACAUAGCCUCGAUACUCCUCGGUGACAAGCAAAUUCUUGCCAUGUUGCUACUUGUGUUCGUCUGCCAACUGGGCUUUGACUCUGUGCCGCUGAUGUUGGCGAUCUACGUGUCGAAGCGUUUUGGUUGGAGCUUCUCAAACGCUAGCUUUCUCAGCUCACUUGAGAUGGGAGUUGAAUUUCUUGCACUCGCCUUUGUCCUGCCAGUCCUCACGUCGAGCCUGCCUGCCGCUUUUCAGAAGGCAAGUGCCUUUGCUAAAGAUAAGUUGUUGGCUCUCUGGAGCCUUGCUGCCCUCGCUAUUGGUACGAUCUGCUUGGGCGUCGCGCCUGUAGUGGGAAUUGCAAUUGCUGGCAUUGUCGUUCUAGCUUUGGGCUCGGGACAAGAUUCGCUGACGCGAUCCAUGGCGACUGAGAUGGUUCAUACUGGUAGAAUCAGCACGAUGUACUCUGCAAUCACCAUGCUCCGCGCCAUUGGAGGCUCCGUCAGUGGGCCUAUGUACGCAUGGCUGUACAGCACUGGGUUGAAGCAAAGGGGAGAUGUCUGGCUGGGUCUUCCCUAUUUGGUUGCUGGUGCACUUUUCGUCACAGCGGUAGCUGUGCUGAUAUUUAUCCGCAACGCGAAGGAUGACGCAACGGACGAAGAAGCUCGCGAACCUUUGUUGGGGUAAGCAUAAUGCAUGUUGAGUAGCUACACAUUAGUUGACUCGGCAUGCAUGUUCCUGCAUUGUUCGAAUGGCAACUGUAUGCAUG
This is a messenger RNA of Boeremia exigua, 1707 nucleotides long. RefSeq names its product major facilitator superfamily domain-containing protein. Gene Ontology annotation, molecular function: transmembrane transporter activity. Gene Ontology annotation, biological process: transmembrane transport. NCBI's taxonomy places the organism in Eukaryota, Fungi, Ascomycota, Dothideomycetes, Pleosporales, Didymellaceae. The coding region runs from base 231 to 1625 and encodes 464 amino acids. The transcript has 2 exons. The record is from RefSeq and is a predicted model, not a curated record. Gene Ontology annotation, cellular component: membrane.